AUGCAAAAUAGCGCAGCCAAAGUUAAUCGCGAGGUCUGCUCCUUUCCUCCUGUUGUGCGAUAUGCGUUUCAAGAACUUUUCCCGUCUCUUUACGGCCUAUCCUGCUCAGCUCUUCGUAAUUCUUUGUUAUUUCUUGAUUUGUAUCUUCCUGAUUUGCGAAAUAAAAUUCGGCCUAGUGAACGGCCUUCAAAAUUGCUGGGUUCGUAUGUAUCCUCGACUCCCUCAGAGCUCUCGCCCCAAUGUUUUGAUAUAGCUUUGAGAGCAUCAGGCCUUGAAACGGAAGCUAAAGAGAAAUUUGUAAAACGAUCAACUCGAUCAGAAUUCUGCUGA
Sclerotinia sclerotiorum 1980 UF-70 is the source of this 330-nucleotide messenger RNA. RefSeq lists its product with no specific name. Lineage: Eukaryota; Fungi; Ascomycota; Leotiomycetes; Helotiales; Sclerotiniaceae. The transcript is spliced from 2 exons. The record is from RefSeq and is a predicted model, not a curated record. The coding region runs from base 1 to 330 and encodes 109 amino acids.